Messenger RNA from Aphanomyces invadans, 2533 nucleotides. RefSeq lists its product as hypothetical. The record is from RefSeq and is a predicted model, not a curated record. The transcript is spliced from 11 exons. Bases 30 to 2459 code for a protein of 809 amino acids. NCBI's taxonomy places the organism in Eukaryota, Oomycota, Saprolegniomycetes, Saprolegniales, Verrucalvaceae.
CUUUUCUAGCCUGGCGUCAAGCACCGUCGAUGUGGCCACAACACCAGCUAUCGAGCAUCGCUCCGUCGACGAAGGCUCCACCACAAGCUCUUCGUGCCGAUGUCCUCGAUCUCAUCGCAGUGCUAUGCUGUCUCUACUGCUUCCUCAUGUGCUUCAUGCACCUCGGGCUGUCCAUCUUCCCAUACAUGCAACGGUUUUUCGGGUUCAUCGACCCGAUCGUCACAGCGACCGUGUUUGCCAUGUGCGGGACCCUCCAUCUUCGCGGGUGGUGGCGGAUGCGGACAAUGCGCAUUGUUGUGAAUCGCACGUCGAAACACCUCCAGGACAUCGCGCCGCUCUUGAUCACGGCGCACAGCCGCCGCCAGGUCACCUCGACGCGCGGCAUCUCGAGCGAUGAUCGAAUACGCAACCUCGUGCGCCUACAAACGAGCCACUUCAACGCAUGCACCGAUUUGAACGUUGUCCACGAUCAGUUGCAGCAAACCAAGCGUGCUUAUGAAGAUCAGGGCGUCCGCGGAUCUGCCAUCGUCGCGAUCUUGUCCGCGAAAGCCGAGUGGAUUCAAGUGCAGAUCAAGGUCGAAACAUUCUACCGACAGUAUUUUGGGCCUCGGGGGGCGUUCAGUCGCCGGGGUAUGCACUACGAGGUCCGCUUGCUUGUCCGUGAAUGCAUCGUGCUCCCCAUGCAAUUCGUGCGGGGCUACAAAGUUAGCACCCUCUUGGUCGGUCCGCUCACGAUGGCGCAUGGCAUUGUCUUUGGCCUCCACUGCGUCGUCGUUGCCCCCUGGAUCGUGUGGAACUUCGCGUGCAUCCGCUACAACUUUGGCCUAGUUCGCGUCUUCCGCGAGCGCCUCGUCGUGACGAUCAUUCUCUUCGACUUGGUUCUUGGUGUCGUCCUGCCGCUGUCGCUGGCUGUUCCAGUCAUCUACAACCUCGUGUCCGACCCAAGCAUCAUCCACGACCAAGCAUGGGAUGUCUACGCGAUCUCGGUCAUCAAGGCAAUGUUGAUCAUGACGUUGGCCGACUUGAUCGCGGCCGUGACGCCGAUGCUGUUGCUCUACGUGACUCUGCAAAACGUGCACACGGCCAACAUUGACUCGUUCUUCACGCGCCAUGCCUCUGGCACCCCCAUGUUGACGUCGCCCAAAGGUUGGGUCGACUCGCUUCGUCGCUAUACGAGUGCAAUGGUGGGCGUCGUGCGCGAAAACAUCCCCCUCUUGCAAGUGCCCAUGCCGGUUGUGCGCCGGGCCAAAGUCUCGACGCAAGACCUUGGAAACCGAGAUGCUUGGGUGGCAUCGGCUCAAACGAUCGUGCUGGACGCCGCGUCCGGCGCCACCGACAUCCCUGUCGAGCUGCCGCAGUCGUCUCCACUGUUCCGGCCACUAGCCGCGGCGCGUAUUCGAUGGCGCUACGGCGUGUUCUGUCUCUAUACAAUGUGCAGCGUUGGUGCUGGCGUCGGCGUUUCGAUGAUUAGUGUGCGAUCGUACUCGGCGGAUUGUGUGCAUGCAGACAUGCCUGCAUACUCGACAUGCGCGAGAUACAUCCGACCGUGGCAUGUUGUCCCUCUGUCGCGGCAAGUGUGCCACUGCCAAGUCUUGGAUCUCAAUUGCAACUUGAAAGGGUUCGAAGACUCCGCAGGCGCGAAUUGGUCGGCCUUCUUCGACGAAAUGCACUCGUUCUUCGACUCCCAAGUCGCGAGUUUCCUCAACUUUCUGACGAUUCGAAAUUGUCCGAUGCGCGCGCCGUACCGCCCGCCGCCCCACAUCGCGCGGUUCACAGAGCUGUACAUUUUGCAGCUGCAAAACUGCAGCUUGGACACCACUGCCAUCGACACGAUCGACUUUAGCCAGUACUCGAGGAUGCUAUUCCUCUCGUUCUCAUCCAACAGCAUCUCGGAAAUCCCGACGUCCUUGCAACGUUUGCCCCCGCUCUGCCUUGGUAUUUCUCUCAACCGAAACAACCUGUACAAUGCGACCUUUCCCGACUGGAUCCUGCCGGCGUGGGAGAAUCUCACGAUGCUGUACCUUCGGGCGGCCAACAUGACAACGUUCCCGCCGGUGCUCAUGCAUCUCGAGUGGAUUGGGAUCAUUGAUGUGACGAGCAAUGCCAUCGCGGAGCUUCCACCUCUUCCGACUGCGUGGGGAUUCUGGAGUCGCUUGUACCAGCUGCGCCUGGCAAACAACAGUCUGUCGUCAAUACCGUCGGGAUUGAUCGCACUGCCAGGUCUCACUGUGUUGACGCUGUCGUCGAACCAACUUGCAGAGUGUCCCACGCCGCCGCACGCGUUCAAGGUGUUUACAAUCCACGACAAUCCGUGUUGCACCAACCAGCCAGAGUCGUGCCCAGCCACGUGCGCGCCUGUGUGCGACGAAGGCUUUCGAACUGGAGGCGAAUGCGUUCGUGAAUGCGCAGUACCUGCGUGCUUGGCGCUGCCUGGAAGCUCCUGUCGGGCCUCGUUGUAGUUGAUGGCAUUUGAAAACUGUGGAAUUACCUUGUCGAAUCCGGAUAACAUGGCAGUUGCACGCGCCGUUUCGUC